Ilex paraguariensis (yerba mate) is the source of this 1772-nucleotide messenger RNA. The record is from the annotation of a GenBank genome assembly. NCBI's taxonomy places the organism in Eukaryota, Viridiplantae, Streptophyta, Magnoliopsida, Aquifoliales, Aquifoliaceae.
UUCAUCCCACCACCCAUCCCAUACCUUUUUCAUCUAUCACACCCCCAAAAAAAAACACAAGCAGAAGCCAUCCAUACACCACUGCUGCUGCUGCAGUUUUAUGGGUGGUAACCACCCCCAACAACAACUGCAUUUCUUCUCUCUUACCUCCAUUUCCCUGUCUAGCCUACUGCUGCUUCUAUUCCCUCCACCAACCCACCCACCCACCGCCACCACCAACACCGCCUCUUCUUUAUUGAUCAAAGUUGUUCAGAAGGCCAACAAUCUUUAUGGAUCCAUUUUCUACCACCAUUCUGACCCUUCUCGUGCUCUCCAUUAGUAGAGGUGUUUCAGGAGCUAAAUUUACCUUCACAAACAAGUGUGACUACACAGUGUGGCCUGGAAUUCUAGGAACCCCAAGCUUAGACAGCACAGGCUUUGAGCUAACCAAGGGUAGUACCCGAUCCUUCCAAGCUCCAACCGGAUGGUCUGGCCGGUUCUGGGGCCGAACCGGGUGUAACUUCGACGGCUCCGGUCAGGGAUCAUGCUCCACCGCCGACUGUGGCUCAGGCCAAAUCGAGUGCAAUGGCGCCGGAGCCACCCCUCCGGCGACCCUGGCAGAGUUCACCCUCGGGUCGGGUUCUCAGGACUUCUACGACGUCAGCCUCGUCGACGGGUACAAUUUGCCCAUGGUCGUUGAAGUGAGUGGCGGGUCGGGUAAGUGUGCAUCCACGGGUUGUAUUGAAGACUUGAACCGAAAAUGCCCAUCGGAGCUGAAGGUUGAGGGUGGCGGGGCUUGUAGAAGCGCGUGCGAAGCUUUUCGGACGCCGGAGUACUGUUGUAAAGGCGACUUCAAUUCACCGGCGGCUUGUGCGCCGUCGGUGUACUCGCAAAUAUUCAAGUCGGCGUGUCCGAAAUCGUAUAGCUACGCGUACGAUGAUACCACGAGUACCUUUACGUGUACGAAUGCUGAUUACACCGUUAUAUUUUGUCCGUCACCCUCGAGGUAUUUGUAGCAUCAGAAUUACUAUUUAAAUAAAUUACACUCACAUCCCCUAAUAAAUAAAAAAAACCUAAAACGCAACAUGAACUUACUUACUAACUUACUAAAUACGGCUUAUAAAUAACUUAUAAAUAUCACACAUUGCAAAACACGACAUGAACCUAACCCCACACGAUUAUAACUAAUUAAUUGAGUAUGAGUUAAAUGAAUUUUAACAUAACACGACACGACACGAUUUAUUGACAAACUCGAAAAUAAUUAUUACCAAGCAUCCAAACAUGAACACUCCGAAAUUUUGGAUCACUUUUGAAAUGGGAGGAGAUGAUGAUGAUAUCGUUUUUUAAUGCACUAUUUUAAGUCUUGGUUUAUUUGCACGUUUUAAUUUUGGAGAAUUAACAUGGGGAAUGGUUUGCUUUUGCAGUUCAAAAGCUUCAUCAAAAUCAACGGGUACAGCUGAUGGGUCAGGGUCGGUGGAGGAGGCUAUUUUGGCUAAUGGGUCAUGGAUGGCAAAUUUGGCCACAGGGGACUCAACUAGAAGACAUCCUUUGGAUGGUGUUCAAUUUUUUGCAGCCAUUGUUGCUGCUGUAUCUCUCACACUAUCAUUUAUGCAAUUGUAAUCUCCAUUGUUUCCCUAUCUUCCAUUGACAGUGCAUGAUCCAAUAUCAGAGAGAGAGAUGAGACGUAGAAUCAAAGAUCUGACAGAACAUGAGAUACUGGGUGGGCGUCAUUCGGGUUAGGGAAGUUGACAAAAACCAUACUGUAAGCCACCCACUUGCCAGUUCUCCAUAUA